AUGAGAGUCCCUAUGAUGCCAGAAGCGCUGGAGUUUGAGUGUACCAUCACCAGUAACCCUGGAAUCAACUGCAGCGUAUCUUCCAACGGUUCGAUCACAAUACAGACAGAAAACGGGCCAAUUAUCAUCUGGUUGCAUCGAAUAAUCAAAGAAAAGCGGAUUUUGAUCGAAUCCAUUGGAGAAAAGCCUAUUCGAACAGCGCCGUCCCCGUCUGAGAGCAGUAUGAGCGAAACGAUAUUCCGGUUUGCAGGAAAUAGCAGUGCAAAUGAUAUAGAACAUGAUGAGGACAACAACACGCCAGAAAUUCUUUUCGGAAAAGACAUUCAGAGUAUCAAAGAACCUAGGAAGAGCUUGGAAACCCCAAAUUUGGACGUAUACUUGACAGACUUUUGUCAAAACCUCUCGGUCAAGAUUUGGACAGGAUGGAAGUCAAAGAAACAGAAAGACAAGAAGAGCUUGGAAGCGUUCCUUUCAGAUUGGCACCAUCUAUUCGAUCACAUGAACUUUUCAUCUCCCGAACAAUGGUCGUAUAAAACUGUAGUCGCUUCUGAAAAAUAUGGCAACCUCCAGCUUCCUUUCCACAAGGCGAGUCUUGCUACCUGGUGGAACAAUGGCUCAGGACGGGGGGAUUCGACGGUCAUUGCGCGUCGCCAGAAACAAAUGGUUUUGGCGUUGGAGCCGGGAUAUGGAGAGUUCACAUCAAAGUUGAAGAAUACGACGCGAAGGCAGAUCCAAAGAUACAUAAUCCAGGGUAACAUCAUCUGCCUGUUAUUCCGUCUGUCCCCUGGUUUGGUUAUCACAGCCUCUGAGUUCAUAUCAACGACUGAGUACGAUACUCUAUGGAAGAACCAAAGAUAUCCAUCUGUAAAUGAGUUUAGCUGGCUAAGUAAGGAGCUGAUUGAAGAAUCAGAGACAUACUCGGAGCCAGUUCGAAGGAUAUUCCAAGACCUGCAUGCAAAAUAUAAAUCUGUUCAAGAUCAAGACCGGAGUCCUGCAGUUUUCUAUACUCCGCAACCGUCAAUACUAUACGAAUGUGGUAAUGGUGUUACAUCACUUGAAGAUUCUAUCGAAACAAGUACAAAUGCUACUAAACGACGGAAAACUUCAAGACAUGGCAUGUCCACUACUCAGGCGCAACGGCACAGCAAUUUCAAAGAUGACCAGGGCGGUCACACGCCUAGUUUUCAAGCUACUCUUCCUGAUAUUCAUGGAGCGCACGAAGUCCCUGAUAUUACCCUUGCAGCGGAUAUCCUUCACUCGCUCCAACAUGGUAGCCACAACCAUGCGAGCUUUGAUGCAACCGGGUUCUCGCCUCUAGUGCAGUUUCAAUCCUCAUCGGUCGCCUCAGGUGCUUCGGAAGAAUGCAGCAUGGCAGUGCCUAGUGUUGCCUUUAAAGAAGUGAGCAAUGUGUCAACGGAGGAACAUCAGGCAUCGAAUGACGGCAGCGGUGAAUCUGUCGCACAAUCAACUCUUUCAUUAGUGACUGAUCUCCAUCGCUCAAAGUUUGGCCAACAGCAUUCAUCUAUUCAACUUGGUGUGCUAUCAGACGGACUAACGGACAACUUGACUUCAAAUAAUGUAGAUCUGCCGAGCCAAGGCCUAGGCGAUGAAGAGCUCGAGUCUCUGCAACCAACAGUAGCAGAUGGGUUAUUUUUGAGCGACUUCAUGCAGGAAUACCAGGAAAUCAUGUAA
Bipolaris maydis ATCC 48331 is the source of this 1692-nucleotide messenger RNA. RefSeq lists its product as uncharacterized. NCBI's taxonomy places the organism in Eukaryota, Fungi, Ascomycota, Dothideomycetes, Pleosporales, Pleosporaceae. The record is from RefSeq and is a predicted model, not a curated record.